Molecule: messenger RNA, 2317 nt
Organism: Urocitellus parryii (Arctic ground squirrel)
Lineage: Eukaryota; Metazoa; Chordata; Mammalia; Rodentia; Sciuridae
Gene: Gnb1
Product: G protein subunit beta 1
Biological process (GO): signal transduction
Molecular function (GO): protein binding
Source: RefSeq, a predicted model, not a curated record
GGGCGCGGGCGGCGAGGGCAGCGGGCCGGGACGGGAGCACCGCGGCGGACCCGACCAGCCUCGCCGGCUCUGCCCGCGGGCCGCGAGCGCGACGACCAGGCGGCGGCGUGGGCGCGUCAGGCCGGGCGAGGGCGAGAUCACGGAUUCUUUGAGGUGGCACUGAAAGCACUAAGACCUGAAGAUGAGUGAACUUGACCAGUUGCGGCAGGAGGCGGAACAACUGAAAAACCAAAUCAGAGAUGCUCGAAAAGCAUGUGCAGAUGCAACUCUCUCCCAGAUCACAAACAACAUCGACCCUGUGGGAAGAAUCCAGAUGCGCACCAGGAGAACACUGAGGGGGCACCUGGCCAAGAUCUACGCAAUGCACUGGGGCACUGAUUCCAGGCUUCUCGUCAGUGCCUCGCAGGACGGAAAGCUCAUCAUCUGGGAUAGCUAUACCACAAACAAGGUCCACGCCAUCCCUCUGCGCUCUUCCUGGGUCAUGACCUGUGCUUACGCCCCUUCUGGGAACUACGUGGCCUGUGGUGGCCUGGACAACAUUUGCUCCAUUUACAACCUGAAAACUCGCGAAGGGAAUGUGCGUGUGAGUCGUGAGCUGGCAGGACACACAGGUUACUUGUCCUGCUGCCGAUUCUUGGAUGACAAUCAGAUAGUCACCAGCUCYGGAGACACCACGUGUGCUCUGUGGGACAUUGAGACCGGCCAGCAGACGACCACAUUUACUGGGCACACUGGAGAUGUCAUGAGCCUGUCUCUCGCUCCUGACACCAGACUGUUUGUCUCUGGUGCUUGUGAUGCUUCGGCCAAGCUCUGGGAUGUCCGGGAGGGGAUGUGCAGGCAGACCUUCACAGGCCACGAGUCGGACAUCAAUGCCAUCUGCUUCUUUCCAAACGGCAACGCGUUUGCCACUGGCUCAGAUGACGCCACCUGCAGGCUGUUUGACCUCCGUGCAGACCAGGAGCUCAUGACCUACUCCCAUGACAACAUCAUAUGCGGGAUCACCUCUGUGUCCUUCUCCAAGAGCGGGCGCCUGCUGCUCGCCGGGUACGACGACUUCAACUGCAACGUCUGGGAUGCGCUCAAAGCAGACAGGGCAGGUGUCUUAGCUGGACAUGACAACCGCGUCAGCUGCCUGGGGGUGACUGAUGAUGGCAUGGCCGUGGCAACAGGGUCCUGGGACAGCUUCCUCAAGAUCUGGAACUAACACCAGUAGCAGCAGGUGGACGCCACGGAGACUGGAAGACCAUUCCGACCUUGAAGCGCUGCAGUGAUAGCAUAUCCUAUCCAACCGUACUAACGUGGACACCCACACCUCCCCUCAGAACUUCAAAGGGCAAGAUCUUUUUCCUUCACCUAUUGCUGAAACCAAGAGCACAAUUCCCAUUACGAGAAGGUCUCUGUGCUGUAAACUAAAACAAAUUGUGCAUUCCUUCCGGGGCCAUUGUCUUUGUUUUCUUUUUGUCUUGGAUAAAUUUUAAAAGGAAAUACUACAAUAAACAUGUUAACCAGAAGGCCACCCUGAGUGUAAUUGUGAGACAGACGCCUCUGCACUAGCGGGUGGAAUUGCAGACCAGGGUCCUGUUCUGUGGCACCCAUGCAGAGCCAUUUGAGGACUCUGUUGAGCUUGUGAUUGUUUCUGAAUUUCGAGUCAGGUCCAUAGCAGGGUUCUGGACGCUUUCGCACUUCCUUUUUCAGACAUACUUCUCUGUGUUCGGAAGUCAAGCAAGACGGGUGUCUGGGGCAGGCCUCUGAUACUGCCGGUGAGCUGGCUCGUUCUUUUCUGGUCCCAGAUGGCUGUGGACGAGGAGUGCUGAGAAGCAAGAGCGCAGUCAGAGUCCUGCUCCAGCUCCCUCCUAGCCCGUCCUCCUGGCCAGCUCUGCCCAGCUGUCUCCACUCUCACCUUGGGUUUCCUGUGAAGGGACGUUUGUAUUCCCCUAACACUACCCUGCCCCGCCCCGCGUCAGGAACCUGUUCUCAAGAGAGAUGCCUGUCCUGUGCUUGGAUAGUCAGUCGGUUAUUUGUGUAUGAAACAAUGUACAAAUCAAUGUUUUGAAAAUAAUGAUCUCAGACUUUCUAAGUUGAAUUUUAAACACUUUGAUUGUUUGCCAUGUUGGGUGGUUUACUCUUAGAAUCGCAUGCUGUAGAAAUGCUCACUGCACAUAGGACUCAGUCCUUAGGUGUUCUUUUCUUUUAAGAAAUACCCUCUUAAAGCUGUAACCGUGGCGGCUGUCCACUUCCUGUCACUACUCUGCACACAUAUCGGAAGCAGCAAGCGCUCUACACGUCUGAGUAGCGGGAUAAGUCACUGUUUUCUUUA